This is a messenger RNA of Phalaenopsis equestris, 1723 nucleotides long. RefSeq lists its product as uncharacterized. Lineage: Eukaryota; Viridiplantae; Streptophyta; Magnoliopsida; Asparagales; Orchidaceae. The transcript has 5 exons. The record is from RefSeq and is a predicted model, not a curated record. The coding region runs from base 86 to 1465 and encodes 459 amino acids. Gene Ontology annotation, biological process: lipid catabolic process.
UGCUGCCUAAGUCAAAACCCCCCGAGCUCCAUUGCAGCACAGCUCCUUCCCGUAGCCCCCAUAUCCGCCGCCGUCGCCGGCAGCUAUGUCGGUGGCCUGCGGCGUGGAAUGCGUCGUCUUCCUCGGCUGCGCGCGCUGGGCAUGGAAACGCCUCACCUACGUCGGCUCCUACGACUCCGAAUCAUGGCCUCCCGCCUCCGAUGACGAAAUCGAACCCAUCCCUCGCCUGUGCCGCACCAUCCUCGCCGUCUACGAAGACGAUCUAUCCCACCCCCGCUUCCCCCCUCCCUCCGGCUACGGCAUGAACCCUAAAUGCCUCCUCAAACGUGUCCCCUACGAAGAAACCCAGGGCCGAUGCCCUCCCUACCUGAUCUACGCCGAUCACAGCCACCGGGAGAUCAUCCUCGCCGUUCGCGGUCUCAAUCUCUCCCGCGAGAGCGAUUAUAAGGUUUUGCUGGAUAAUCGAUUGGGAAUGCAGAUGUUCGAUGGCGGGUACGUGCAUCAUGGAUUGCUGAAGGCGGCGACGUUUAUACUUAAUCGGGAGUCGGAGUUGCUAAGGCGUGUGAUUGGGGAGGUGGGGGAGGAGUAUAAGCUGGUUUUCACGGGGCAUUCGCUGGGGUCUGGUGUGGUGGCGCUGAUGGCGGUGAUUGUGGUGAAUCACAGGGAUCGAUUUGGGGGGAUUGAAAGGGAUCGGAUCCGGUGUUAUGCGAUUGCGCCGGCGAGGUGUAUGUCGUUGAAUCUUGCGGUGAAGUAUGCUGAUGUGAUCAAUUCCGUCGUCCUGCAGGAUGAUUUCCUGCCAAGGACUCCUACUCCAUUAGAGCAUAUUUUUGGAUCUAUUUUCUGCUUGCCAUGCUUUCUAUUUUUAGUAUGUUUGAGGGAUACUUUUAUACCAGAAAAAAGAAAGCUUAAUGAUCCAAGAAGGCUCUAUGCCCCCGGGCGAAUGUAUCACAUUGUUGAGAGAAAAGUUUGCAGAUGUGGAAGAUUCCCCCCUGAGGUGAGGACUGCAAUUCCAGUUGAAGGCCGAUUCGAGCAUAUUGUGCUGUCAUGUAACGCAACAUCUGAUCACGGCCUUUUGUGGAUUGAACGAGAAUCGCAGAAGUUAUUCAAUAUAAGAAAGGAAGAUGCUGCAACCACAACUGCUCCAGUUCAGCAGAAAAUGGAGAGGAAACAAACCCUAGAAAAGGAGUACAAGGGUGCACUAGAACGAGCGGUCACCUUGAAUGUGCCUCAUGCAAACCCACCAUUAGAACCCACAGCAGAUGAGAUUAACUCUGCACCAUUAGAGAUCCAGAGUGAAACAAUUAUCAACUCUUCGCACUCAGAAAACCAGAAUGGAGUUGCUUUGAAAACCGAGUCCAAGUCCGGCGGGAGAACGAAUUGGGACGAGCUGGUCGAGAUGCUCUUCACCAGGAACGAAUCUGGCAGCCUCGUCCUGAAGAAGAAAAUGGGUGAACGCGAAAGUUAGUAGCCGUUUUGUUUUCAGUGUAAUAUGUUAGUUCUAUAGUCUAUUAUUCUUUAAAUUGUAUCAUAAAAUAAGCUGUAUUGUGCUGAUCUGCAGCUAUAGGCCAUGUUUUAUGUUUUUUUUUUAUUUUUACCAUACUGUAGGUGUAGAGUAGGAAAGGUUGUUGAUGGAAACAAAAAAGGUGCUUUUUGAAGCUUAUGUUUGUAUUUUUCAUUUGAUUAAUGAUAUGAUCGUUUUCUAUGUCAUUGAGAAUGUAAAAUU